This is a messenger RNA of Phyllostomus discolor (pale spear-nosed bat), 1690 nucleotides long. RefSeq names its product nudix hydrolase 6 (gene NUDT6). NCBI's taxonomy places the organism in Eukaryota, Metazoa, Chordata, Mammalia, Chiroptera, Phyllostomidae. Gene Ontology annotation, molecular function: NAD binding; NADH pyrophosphatase activity; ADP-ribose diphosphatase activity. The coding region runs from base 730 to 1449 and encodes 239 amino acids. The transcript has 5 exons. The record is from RefSeq and is a predicted model, not a curated record.
GCGACCCCCGCGCCUGCGCCUGUCUGGCACCCAGCCCGGGGGCGCGGGUGAUCGCCCUUUGCUGGGAGGCCUCCGAGGAGGUUGCUGGAAAUGGUGACGAUCCUGGACUUUGGGAUCGGCCAUCCCAGUUUCUGGUCCGCCUUCUGGCGUGUGACCUUCUCCUCGGGCAGGUUCGGUAAACCACCAUUUCCCCUUCGGUGAAACUGGGUAAUUAGGAGCGCGAGGGGUCGCCGAGAGUUAAGCAGGAUAAAGAGCGCGAAGUGCUUAGCACGGCGUCGCCCCCCUUUAACUCUCCGCAGACUUUGUCAGUACCUUCACUGUAUUCGUCACUGUCACUUACCGAGCAGUGGUUCUGCCAGGCUCUCUGCCCGAACACUCUCACACACGCGGUGGACAGUGAGUGGCCCAGAGGUCCCCGGUGGUCAUAGUCGCCCACAAAUCGGGUCAGGGUGUGUGAUGAAUCAGGAAGGGGGUGGGCGGCUGGUCUCCAGUAAGGAAACUGAACCCGCUCUGAACCUUAAGUCCAGCGGUAAGAAGGAAAGUUUGGAUGGAGGAGCCUUCCCUUUGAGAGAAGCCUAGAUUUGGUGGAGCAACCUGUUUUUCUCAAACUGCCCCCCCCAGCCCCCACCCCCCGGCUUAACAGGUGGAAAGCAUAGCAUGGAAACGCUGCCAGGGUAGUUUCCUCACACUAACAGGAGCUUCAGAUAAUCGGUCCUAUUAUUGAGCAAUAUGGCAACGUCCGUGCAGCAGUGGCGGUCGGCAGGCAGGGUUGCGGCCUGGCUGCACGUGCCCAUCCUGCAGAGCGCGCUCAUCGCCCCCGCCGCCGCGCUGGGCUUCCGCUUCCACCACGCGGAGGCGGACUCGGCCACGCUGACCCUGUGGCUGGGAGAGGGGCCCAGCCGGCUCCCAGGCUACGCGACACACCAGGUGGGAGUUGCAGGAGCUGUGUUUGAUGAAAAUACUGGAAAAAUACUGGUUGUCCAAGAUCGAAAUAAAUCCAAGAACCUGUGGAAGCUGCCGGGAGGCCUGUCGGAGCCUGGGGAGGACCUCGGCGACACGGCAGUGCGGGAGGUUUUCGAAGAGACAGGCGUGCGGUCGGAGUUCAGGUCCCUCCUGAGCCUGCGGCAGCAGCACCGCCACCCCGGGGCCUUCGGGAAGUCGGACAUGUACCUCGUCUGCCGCCUGCAGCCGCGCUCCUUCGCCAUCCGGCUGUGCCCGCACGAGUGCCUGCGGGGCGCGUGGCUGGACCUGGCCACCCUGGCCGCCGACGCCGGCGCCACGCCCAUCACCCGCAGGGCCGCGCGGCUGCUGCUGUACGGGCACCGGGAAGGCUUCGACAAGGUGGACCUGACCGCGGACACGCUCCCGGCCGUGCACACGGGCCUGCUCUACAAGCUCUACCACCGGGAGCUGCCGGGCAGGUACAAAGUCCCUGCCGGAGCGGAGUGAGGUCCCGGGCGCCCACGUCCACCCGGGAAGUGCACGGCACGCGGUCCUACCGGGAGUGGCCACUGGGGGCUGACUGGGCGUCUGGCUUUGUGUUCUUGUGGGGGUGAUUUCCACGAAGAAACGCUAUAAGUGUGCACAUUUUAAAAGCCUCUUUUCAAAUGAACCGCAUGUAUGGAAAAGAUUGUGGCUCUAGGUAAGCUUUGCUGGACAAAGGCAAAUGCUAUAUAAAGGGUGGAAGUCC